AUGAACUCGCUUAAUCGGAUUCGUGCCAUGCUCAGUCCGCUAGUGUUGCUUGCCGCGCUCGCCACGGUCGGCGGCGGCCCUGAGGAGGCCACGGGCCUCCGCCGCUGCCCCCGUGGCCACUACAAGCUAGCUGACAUGGCCGAGUGCGCGCCCAUGCUCACCUGCCCUCAACUUGGCAGCCUCCAGGUCGGCAAGUUGAUCGGCGUAGGGGGAGUGAAGGCGGUGUACAACGCCACCUGGCGCGACCAGACAGUCGCCCUGUCCAUCCUGAACAACCGGCGCUUUGCCGAAGACUUCGCCUACGGCCAGCAAAUGCAACUUCUCUACUCUGGUCUGCCGAACUUCAUUCAGGUGGUUGGUUUCUGCGAGAAGCCGGCGCUCACGCUUACUGAGUACCACCCCCUCGGCAGCCUGGCCAAUCUCUCCGCCAUCGUGGCCAAUUACAACCUGGAGGAUGACGUCCGGUUCAGGUUGCGCCUCUGCCGCGGCUGGGCGGACAUCCUCAGGAUACUGCAUGGAGAAGGACCUAUUAAGGAAACAAGAGUCAUGUGCGAUUCCAACUCGAUUUCAAAACUGCUGAGUCAAGUGCUACUGGAGGCAGUGACCCUGGAGCCAGUGCUGAACGACGUGGACGCCCUGCCAGUGGUGGGCCCAGGAGGAGUGAUAUGCGGCAAUGGAGGGCCCCUCGAAGGGGACCUGGUCGCUCCGGAGCAGCGGUGGCCCUUCCCUGACCUGCCUUAUGACGCUGCCCUCAUGCCCGGCUACUCUGAGAAGGCGGACAUUUGGAAGGCGGGCGUGGUGUGUGAGCACCUGCUCAAUGUGACCGGUGGCGCGUGGGCUCGCUACAGACUCUUCCGGCUGCACCGCCGCUGCCGCCACGAGGUGCCUGCCCUUCGGCCCUGCGCCGCUGAACUGCACGCAGAGUACUCCAACGCCCUAGCCGAAUUAACCAGAGAUGAACUCUAGCAUAUUAUUAUUCCUUGAGCCAGUUGUAAUUGUAAAGGGCUGAUAUUAGCAUGUAGGAAAAUUGUUCGAUAUUCCAAAAUGAAUAGAAACUAAAAAUUUCUUCCACGAU
Messenger RNA from Cloeon dipterum, 1075 nucleotides. Its product is annotated as protein O-mannose kinase-like. Lineage: Eukaryota; Metazoa; Arthropoda; Insecta; Ephemeroptera; Baetidae. Gene Ontology annotation, molecular function: carbohydrate kinase activity; ATP binding; protein kinase activity. The transcript has 3 exons. The coding region runs from base 1 to 966 and encodes 321 amino acids. Gene Ontology annotation, biological process: protein phosphorylation; protein O-linked glycosylation; carbohydrate phosphorylation. The record is from RefSeq and is a predicted model, not a curated record. Gene Ontology annotation, cellular component: endoplasmic reticulum membrane.